This is a messenger RNA of Hibiscus syriacus, 669 nucleotides long. RefSeq names its product transcription factor MYB88-like. The coding region runs from base 86 to 463 and encodes 125 amino acids. Lineage: Eukaryota; Viridiplantae; Streptophyta; Magnoliopsida; Malvales; Malvaceae. The transcript has 3 exons. The record is from RefSeq and is a predicted model, not a curated record.
GAAUUGAUGAUUGAUAUGUUGUAAGCAACCUGAUCUCUAUGAGGUGUCUUCAUCCAGCUCUGAAUAUAGCACAGCAUCAACACUGAUGCCUCACCUGGCGGUGGAAAGUGGAGAAAAGACUCGAUCUAAAAUAGAUGCACUACACCUGGAUAUGUCGUCGAAUCAUAUUGCCAAGCAGGAUCAUAGGACUGAGGAAAAAAGGGCUCUUUCCAGUGCAAACACAGAUCAUGUUGAGACAUUCUCAUCCUCUAAUGACCAAACAAACAUUAUAGUUGUUUCCACCUCAUCAAGAGCAGAGUUCAGUUCCCCGGCUCAAGUUACACCACUUUUCAGAUUCCUAGCAACAGGAAUUCCCAGCCCAAAAUUUCCCGAAAGUGAAAGGAACUUCCCACUUAAGACACUCGGAAUGGAGUCUCCGCCUACUGCACCAACUAAUCUUUCACAACCACCGCCUUGCAAAUGAGCCCUCAUCCAUAAUCUAUAACAAACAUCUGAUCUUCUCUUAUACCAAAAUCAUAUCGGUCUAUAGUCCACAUAUCUCAUCAUUUAUUCCCUUGAACAACAUGGCUCAUGUUGAGUUUUCAUCUCUUUUCUCUGUCCAAGCAUUGCAGCCUCCUUGGCCUAGAAUUUUACAAGGCCUUAAAUGAUCUGCAUGCCUAGGUCGCUUAG